AUGUUUGAUAGCAGCUCAUUUUCUCAUGGCGGACACAGGCCAUUUAAUUUUCCUUCAUCAGGCCAGAAUUUUCAGUGGGGAGGGGAUUUGACACCAUCCCCCCUAUCUGGCGCCACACCAUUACCAGAUGACCUUUUCGAAUCUGGAACUUCACAUGGACAGUGCAUCCCACAGCCUGUUUUCCAUCAAGGCGCAUAUAUCCACGAUCGCCAGCAAAUCACGGUCCUACAAGGCCGUUGCAAGAUGUUAGAGCUGGAGGUGGUGAAAUUGACUACCGAGCGUGACUCCAUCAAGGAGAUGUUCGAACGGCUUGCCAGCAGUACCGGCAGGCUUCAACAGGCUGACCCUCUACAACUCAACGCUCCACUCAUUCCUAUUUCUCCAACCGACUCUCAGCGUCCAUCACGCGCUACACAUCCGAAUGUCCGUUUCUGGGAUCAGAUCGAUUUUCAGAAGUGGUGCGACACUCCUGCGGGUCAAGGUCACAGCUCUUCCCCCGUAAACCUGGUCUAUCUUGAGGACGAAAAUGGUCGCACCGUCUCGUCACGAACGAUCAAAUCCAUACGGAGGGUGCUCCGCGGUGGCUGGAGUGAGCUCGUUACUCGCAAGAUCGCCCCGCAUUCUUGGGGUAAAUUGUCGGCAUCUGGAAGACAAUUAAUCCAUACUUUCAUGGAGCACGAAUUUCCCCUUUUUAAACUUGCUAACAACGGAUGGAAACUAGAUCACCUUGCUACUACGACAUACCCUGCCUGGCGCAGAAACAAUCUUGACGCCAAUGGUGACUGGAAGUCAGGCGGUAACAUCAAAAAGGAGGAUGACAACGACGACAUCGAUAACGAAUGCGCUGAGAGUGAUGGAGAAGGCACUAACGCAAGAAAACGCAAGCAGGUGGCCGAAUCAGUCAAGUGCGAAGGGGGGAAAAAGAAAAGAAAAACUGCUCCUGCUCUCGGAUCACCGUCUCCAGCUCUCGGAUCACCGUCUCCAGCUCUCGUAUCACCGUCUCCAGCUCUCGUAUCACCGUCUCCAGCUCUCGCAUCACCGUCUCCAGCUCUCGCAUCACCGUCUCCAGCUCUCGCAUCAACUUCUGCUCUCGUAUCAACUUCUGCUCUCGCAUCUUCGUCUCCUGCUCUCGCAUCUUCGUCUCCUGCUCUCGCAUCUUCGUCUCCUGCUCUCGCAUCUUCUCUGUCUCCUCUUGCAUCUCUGCCUCCUGCUCUCGCAUCAACCGUACCUCUCAUUCAGCCUAUUGUAUCCGUAGAUGCUCCUGCCCCGCCCAAUGCCGUGUCUAACGCAGUCAAGGAGAAUAUCCCUCUCGAAAACCAACCGAUCAUUGCACCAAAACCUGUUAGACUCACGAUCGUGAAUCCACUCUCUACACUUGCUCUAUGUGCUGCAAAUAUGCAGUUUCCAACCCCGGCCCCAACAGUUCCUGCACUCGAGUGCGAAGUCCAAAAGGCGACUGUCAACUCGAACCCUGCUGAGCCUAUGCCAAAGCCAAAGAAAGCCAAGGGGAAGAUGCGUCCAACUCAAACAAGGAACGGGCGUAACUUGUGCGCGCAUCGCUGGCUCAAACAGAUCAAAACGAAUGGGACAACUGACGAGUUUGGUGUAUACUACAUGAGUCUCGCUGAGAAUCAGCGCACUGCCUAUGAUAAAGAAGUUACUGACCUCGUUGCUGCCAACAAAUGGGACAAGACCAUUGGGCAGGGCAGGAUGUACUAG
Suillus clintonianus is the source of this 1719-nucleotide messenger RNA. RefSeq lists its product as uncharacterized. Bases 1 to 1719 code for a protein of 572 amino acids. NCBI's taxonomy places the organism in Eukaryota, Fungi, Basidiomycota, Agaricomycetes, Boletales, Suillaceae. The transcript is spliced from 8 exons. The record is from RefSeq and is a predicted model, not a curated record.